Messenger RNA from Mollisia scopiformis, 569 nucleotides. RefSeq lists its product as uncharacterized. Lineage: Eukaryota; Fungi; Ascomycota; Leotiomycetes; Helotiales; Mollisiaceae. The coding region runs from base 274 to 507 and encodes 77 amino acids. The transcript has a single exon. The record is from RefSeq and is a predicted model, not a curated record.
CGCUCGCGCGUUCUUGUUCCUGGUUUAUUUCGUACCCAGAGAUCUCGAUAACUUGAAUGAGUGUCUCGGGCAUCAUAACCCUAUCGAGAAAGUGCUCGAGCAGAACAGAACUCAAUCUUUCCACCCAAGUCAAAGCAACCAAAACUAUUGCUGCCCACUCACCAAUAACCCAAACCCAAACCAACACCCAAGAUCUUCAAAGUCCUGCCCUGGCUACGGUCCGGCUCCCUUCCCCGAGACGAGAAACCAAACCUUCACAGACCAGACAAAGCCAUGAACUAUCCACCCCCUAUCACACACCACAAAUGUUUCAUCGCUGACUCGCUAGAAACCUCUGCGAGAAGUGAAGUGAGGCUCGGAUCGCUCCCGAGUAACGAAGAUGAGACGGUGCCUGUCGGCAUUUGGUGCUUCGUGUUAUUUUCGAUGAUCGUCGCUCACUUUGGGUCGUUGGACGUUGGUCGAGAUUCGAAGGAUCUUCAUGACUCGGGACUGUGUCUGGACGGGUGAUGACUUUCCCGCCUCAUCAUCACAUCACAGUAGUAGCAUGCCCAAACCAAAUGCAUUCAUUU